AUGCCUCGCCCGCCAAUCACCACCGAGGAGAGGGUUGCCGUUCUUACGCGCGUGCUUGACCCCAAUGACUCCCUCUACCUCCCAAACCAAACCACGAAUAUCGUCACCUUAAUUGACCUUUACAAUAAAGGAAUGAUCACGGUCGACGAUGAGGUCUUCGUGGUCGACGGGCGCGUCGCCAGCAGAGAAGAGUGCAUCGCAGCUAAAAAGCCAUAUUUCUGGGAGCGGGGCAAUCGUACCGGGCAUCAACUAGCACAGAAAGCCAGCUACGGACAUGGCCCUUACACCUUUGGAUACGAGGUAAUCCCUUUCUCUCCUCAAAGCUCGUAUGCGUCUUCCGCUAUGGGAAGGUGGUGA
Molecule: messenger RNA, 357 nt
Organism: Penicillium samsonianum
Lineage: Eukaryota; Fungi; Ascomycota; Eurotiomycetes; Eurotiales; Aspergillaceae
Exons: 3
Coding region: 1-357 (118 amino acids)
Source: RefSeq, a predicted model, not a curated record